CGAAACGUAUCCGCUGUCCGCUCUUAGUCUCUCUGAUGCAGGAUACAAGUGUAUGCAAUACCGUAUAAAAGACAAACUAAUAAUAAACUGUAAAUAAAUAAUGCUUUAAUAUAUCACAGUAUAACUUUUCUCGAAUAUUUCCACAAUGAGUCAGAAUAAUCAGGAUAACAACGAACCCCUAAUAAAGAGGUAUAGAAGGGAAGAGGAAGAAGACAGCCCUUUGGAUACGGAUGACGAUUACCAGCCAUAUGUACCUGCCAAGCAUCGUAAAAAGCAAUUGCUCACAAAAUUGGGUAAACUUGGACAGUUAAAAGAGGAUGCUACCAAUGGCGUUGGGAAAAGCAGCAGCGAGAAUGAGAGGGAUGAUGCUGAUAACGACGACGGCCAAGUCUGGGGAAGAAAAUCCAAUAUCUCUCUUCUCGAUCAACAUACAGAAUUGAAGAAAUUAGCUGAAGCCAAGAAAGAGAGUGCCAUGGAGAAGCAGUUGAAGGAGGAAGAAAAGAUUCUUGAGAGCGUGGCUGAGAAUAAAGCUCUAAUGGGUGUAGCUGAAUUAGCCAAGGGUAUUCAAUACAAGGAUCCUAUCAAAACCAAUUGGCAACCACCAAGAGUGAUACUCAAUCUUGGUGAGAUGCGUCAUGAGAGAGUACGCAGAAAGCUCAGGAUACUUGUGGAAGGUGACAAAGUGCCACCACCCUUGAAAGCUUUCAAGGAAAUGAAAUUUCAUAAAGGAAUCUUGUAUGGGCUGGAACAGAAGGGUAUUGUCAAGCCAACUCCAAUUCAAGUCCAAGGAAUACCCACCGUCUUGUCUGGUCGCGACAUGAUUGGUAUAGCUUCCACCGGUAGCGGUAAAACAUUGGUGUUUGUUUUACCUAUCAUUGAAUUUUGUUUGGAACAAGAAAUUGACAUGCCCUUUAUUAAGAAGGAAGGACCUUAUGGCUUGAUAAUAUGUCCUUCGAGAGAAUUAGCUAAGCAAACUUUUGACAUAAUUCGGCAUUAUACCAAUAGCAUAAGGCAAACGGACUGUCCAGAAAUACGCUGUUGUUUGGCAAUCGGAGGUGUACCGGUUUCGGAGUCAUUAGCUGUAAUUAACAAAGGAGUACAUAUAAUGGUAGCGACACCGGGCCGAUUAAUGGAUAUGUUACAUAAAAAGAUGGUCACUUUAAGUGUAUGCCGUUAUCUUUGCAUGGACGAGGCGGAUCGCAUGAUAGAUAUGGGAUUCGAGGAAGAUGUGCGAACAAUAUUUUCAUUUUUCAGGGGUCAGAGGCAAACGCUUUUAUUCUCCGCUACUAUGCCGAAAAGAAUUCAAAACUUUGCGCGUUCAGCAUUGGUGAAACCUGUAACGAUAAACGUUGGCCGUGCUGGAGCUGCAUCAAUGAAUGUGGUACAGGAAGUAGAGUAUGUCAAGCAAGAGGCUAAGAUCGUUUAUCUCUUGGAAUGUCUUCAGAAGACUGCGCCGCCGGUUUUAAUAUUCGCAGAAAAAAAGCGCGACGUGGACGCCAUUCAUGAGUAUCUGCUUAUAAAAGGAGUAGAGGCUGUUGCGAUACAUGGAGGAAUAGACCAGGAGGAAAGAUCACGUUCGGUGGAAGCGUUUCGUGCAGGUCGGAAAGACGUGCUUGUUGCGACAGAUGUUGCAUCGAAAGGUCUCGAUUUCGCUGAAGUGCAACACGUUAUUAAUUAUGACAUGCCAGAUGACGUAGAAAAUUAUGUGCACAGGAUAGGACGAACUGGUCGUUCUGGACGUACUGGAAUAGCGACCACUUUCAUUAAUAAAGCAAAUGAUGAAUCGGUACUGCUCGAUCUUAAACAUCUGCUGAUGGAAGCAAAGCAAAAGGUGCCACCGUUCUUGCUGGAACUUUGUUCAGAAAAUGAAAAAUAUCUCAAUUUGGGAGACGAACGGGGCUGCAGUUAUUGUGGUGGACUUGGACACAGGAUUACAGAGUGUCCGAAAUUGGAGGCUGUGCAGAAUAAGCAGGCAUCCAAUAUCGGGCGUCGCGAUUAUUUGGCCAGUAAUGCCGCUGAUUAUUAAGCGACGAAUACAAUUGUAUUUAUUGUAAAUAUGUAAAUUUUUUUUUCUAUAAUAUUAAUGCUAUUUAGAUAAUAGAAACAAUGGAAAAAUAAAAAAAGAGAAAGAGAAUAAAUAUUUAAACGCUGUA
Solenopsis invicta (red fire ant) is the source of this 2153-nucleotide messenger RNA. It is a transcript of the gene abs, whose product is annotated as ATP-dependent RNA helicase abstrakt. Gene Ontology annotation, cellular component: spliceosomal complex. The coding region runs from base 146 to 2026 and encodes 626 amino acids. The record is from RefSeq and is a predicted model, not a curated record. Lineage: Eukaryota; Metazoa; Arthropoda; Insecta; Hymenoptera; Formicidae. Gene Ontology annotation, molecular function: RNA helicase activity; RNA binding; zinc ion binding. Gene Ontology annotation, biological process: mRNA splicing, via spliceosome. The transcript is spliced from 10 exons.